AUUGAUCGACCAGCCGGCCGAUUGAUUUCCACCCCCCACCCUCGGCGGGCAGCCUCGGAAAAGGCGGGGAGAGGCUCGCCGGGGCGUCACACGCCAGCGGGCGGGGCUGGCGACGACGACGGGGGGGGGAGUGGGCGGAGCCUGCCUGAUUCUGGUCUUGCGCCGCGGCUGGAGGCGCGGGCGGGAGCCGCUGGCUGAGGUGAAGAGGCGCUCGCCCGAGCGGGCAGGCAGGCAGGCAGGCAGGCACGGUACAGCGGGGCCAGGAAACGGGCUGGCUUGCUCCGGGACGCCGGCUCUACGGCUGACAGAUGAUUGACAUCAAAAAACUAUGAUUUAGGAACAAAUGCUUGGACCUAAUAUAAAAGUAACCAGCCUUAAAUGGAACCAUAGGAAGAAAAUUUCAGAGAAUCUCAAGUCAUAAUCAAAUUACAUCAGAAAUUCAAUCAUGUAUGGAAGUGCUCGGUCAGUUGGGAAAAUUGAGCCAAGUAGCCAGAGCCCUGGGCGUUCACCAAGGCUGCCACGUUCACCACGAUUGGGCCAUCGUCGAACCAACAGUACAGGGGGCAGCUCUGGAGGUAGUACUGGAGGUGGAAGUGGUAAGACACUUUCAAUGGAAAAUAUCCAGUCCUUAAAUGCUGCCUAUGCCACGUCAGGCCCUAUGUACCUAAGUGAACAUGAAAACGUGGGCGCGGACACACCUAAAAGCACCAUGACCCUUGGGCGAUCUGGGGGUCGUUUGCCUUACGGUGUUAGGAUGACUGCAAUGGGCAGCAGCCCCAACAUUGCCAGUAGUGGGGUUGCCAGCGAUACUAUUGCAUUUGGAGAACAUCACCUUCCUCCUGUGAGCAUGGCCUCUACAGUGCCUCAUUCACUACGCCAAGCUAGGGACAACACAAUAAUGGACCUGCAGACACAACUGAAGGAAGUGCUCCGGGAAAAUGAUAUAUUGCGGAAGGACGUAGAAGUGAAAGAAAGCAAACUUAGCUCCUCCAUGAACAGCAUCAAGACAUUCUGGAGUCCCGAGCUGAAGAAAGAGAGAGCCCUGAGGAAAGACGAAGCAUCCAAAAUCACGAUUUGGAAAGAACAAUAUCGGGUGGUUCAGGAAGAAAAUCAGCAUAUGCAGAUGACCAUUCAAGCUCUUCAGGACGAGCUUAGGAUCCAGAGGGACCUGAACCAACUUUUCCAGCAAGACACCAGCAGUAGAUCCAGUGAACCGUUUCUGACCGAACUAACAGAAGAAAACUUCCAACGGCUUCAUGCAGAGCAUGAGCGUCAAGCCAAGGAACUCUUCUUGCUACGCAAAACCCUGGAAGAAAUGGAGUUACGCAUCGAGACUCAGAAACAGACCUUAAAUGCUCGUGAUGAGUCAAUUAAAAAGUUACUGGAAAUGCUGCAGAGCAAGGGAUUGUCUGCAAAAGCCACCGAGGAAGAUCACGAACGCACAAGAAGGUUGGCAGAGGCUGAAAUGCACGUUCAUCACCUGGAAACCUUACUAGAGCAAAAGGAAAAGGAGAGCAGCUUGCUCAGAGAAGAAAUGCACCGUCGUUUUGAAAAUGCUCCUGAUUCUGCCAAAACUAAAGCUUUACAGACCGUUAUAGAGAUGAAGGAUUCUAAAAUUUCUUCUAUGGAACGUGGACUCCGAGAUUUGGAAGAAGAAAUCCAAAUGUUGAAAUCGAAUGGUGCACUCAGCACAGAGGAACGUGAAGAAGAAAUUAAACAAAUGGAGGUGUAUCGUAGCCAUUCCAAAUUUAUGAAAAACAAGGUAGAGCAACUGAAGGAAGAGCUAAAUACCAAAGAGGUUCAAGGGGAGGAACUGAAAAAAAAAGUGGCCGAACUCCAGACAGAGGUCUCUGCCAUUGGUCAAGUGAAACAGGAACUAUCCCGGAAAGAUACAGAGUUGCUGGCUUUACAGACAAAAUUGGAAACUCUUACAAACCAGUUUUCUGAUAGCAAGCAACAUAUUGAUGUACUGAAGGAAUCCCUCACAGCAAAAGAACAGAGAGCUGCCAUCCUGCAAACGGAGGUAGAUGCACUUCGGUUGCGCCUGGAAGAGAAGGAGGCAAUGUUGAACAAAAAGACUAAGCAAAUUCAAGAGAUGGCUGAGGAGAAGGGGACUCAAGCCGGAGAGAUUCAUGAUCUCAAGGAUAUGCUUGAUGUGAAAGAACGCAAGGUUAACAUUCUUCAGAAAAAGAUUGAAAAUCUUCAGGAGCAGCUAAGAGACAAAGAGAAACAAAUGAGCAGUUUGAAAGAAAGAGUAAAAUCCCUGCAAGCUGAUACCACCAACACCGAUACAGCCUUGACUACGCUAGAGGAAGCACUUGCAGAAAAGGAGCGUACUAUUGAGCGACUCAAGGAGCAGCGUGACAGAGAUGAGCGAGAAAAACAAGAGGAGAUUGACAACUAUAAAAAAGAUAUGAAAGACCUUAAAGAGAAAGUCAGCGUCUUGCAAGCAGAUCUUACAGAAAAGGAGACUACACUCCUGGAUUUGAAGGAACAUGCCUCUUCAUUAGCAUCAGCAGGAUUGAAAAAAGACUCUAGACUGAAAACAUUAGACAUUGCUUUGGAGCAAAAGAAGGAAGAAUGCCUGAAAUUUGAAUCUCAGCUGAAAAAGGCUUACGAAGCAACCAUUGAAGCCAGGGCCAAUCCAGAGAUGAAUGAUAGAUUUCAGCAGUUCGAAAAAGAGGUGGCCCAGUAUCGAGAAGAGUCUACUAAGGCCCAAGCUGAAGUGGAUCGCUUGCUGGAAAUCCUAAAAGAGAUGGAAAAUGAGAAGAAUGAUAAAGAUAAGAAGAUAGCUGAACUGGAAAGCCUCACUUCAAGGCAAAUUAAAGAUCAGAAUAAGAAGGUAGCAAAUUUAAAGCAUAAAGAACAGGUGGAGAAGAAAAAGAGUGCACAAAUGUUGGAAGAAGCAAGGAGGCGGGAAGACAAUCUUAAUGACAGUUCCCAGCAGUUACAGGAUAGUUUGCAUAAGAAGGAUGAUCGAAUUGAGGAGCUAGAAGAAGCACUGAGAGAGAGUGUACAAAUAACUGCAGAACGAGAAAUGGUAUUAGCUCAAGAAGAAUCAGCCAGGACACAAGCUGAAAAACAGGUAGAAGAGUUGAUGAUGGCUAUGGAGAAAGUAAAACAAGAACUGGAAUCUAUGAAAGCAAAGCUGUCCUCUACUCAGCAGUCUCUGGCUGAGAAGGAAACCCAUUUAACCAACUUGCGGGCUGAACGGAGGAAGCAUUUGGAGGAGGUGCUAGAGAUGAAACAAGAAGCCCUUCUAGCUGCCAUUAGUGAAAAAGAUGCCAACAUCGCUCUCCUGGAGCUUUCAUCCUCUAAGAAAAAAACUCAAGAGGAAGUCGCUGGAUUAAAACGUGAAAAAGACCGCUUGGUUCAGCAGCUGAAACAACAGACUCAGAAUCGCAUGAAAUUGAUGGCAGAUAAUUAUGAAGAUGAUAAUCUGAAAUCAUCUCAUUUCAAUCAAACUAAUCAUAAACCCUCCCCAGACCAGGUAAUUCAGCCUCUUUUAGACCUUGAUCAGAAUCGUAGCAAGUUGAAGUUAUAUAUUGGACAUUUGACAGCCCUAUGCCAUGACCGGGACCCUCUGAUUCUCCGUGGACUCACUCCUCCCACAUCGUACCACCUGGAUGAGAAUCGUGCAGCUUGGGAGAAGGAGCUGCAGAAGAUGACUCUGGAGCAGCUUCACAACGAGCUGGAAAAGGCCGAGAAGGACAGCGCAGAGCUACAAGAGUUUGCGAAUGCCAUUCUCCAGCAGAUAGCCGAUCACUGCCCAGACAUCCUGGAGCAAGUUGUCAAUGCACUUGAGGAAUCAUCGUGACUGAAGCCAGCACUGCUUCUCCACAGCAGCCUGCCACGGGGUCAGGCCCUCCCAGUUCAAGGAGUCAUGAGAAUAAUAAAGCAUAUGAAAAGGGGAGGGGGAGGAAACACCCUUGGUGCACCUUUUUAUAAACAAAUGAACAUAAACUGGUAGUUCCUCCAGUCGAUAAUGCCUGCAUUCAUCUUCUUACUGCCUUUCUCCGUCGGAAUAUAUGCCGCACAGUACUUUCCCGGUGGCUCUGGGUUGUGUCUGCUCUGAAAUUUGCCAAGACUAGAAAGUGUGACGAGGGCACUUGCCUUUAUUUUACUUUCCAAGUAAUGAAACCUUUGGCCUGCGUGGGGAAAUCAAUGUCCUCCAAUAGUGUCUUACAAUUGGCCAACAUCCAUUUAGCUAGGUUUGCUGCUUACGUCUCUACAGGAGGGUUGAUCCUAAAGGAGAGGCGGGAAGUGUCCCCCCACUUCUUAGUGAUGCAUUCUGUUAAAUAAGUAUGGGAUGCGUUCCUGUGUUUUCCUUAUUGUUCUGCUUAUUGUGAGCCUCACCUUUUGUUUACCAAAUGAGCUGUGAAAUCUGGUGGCUGGUUUCUUCAGCUCGUUUUCUUGGUAUUUUAAUCAACUUUACUAUAACACUAUUGUUGCAUUUUUGGUUGAACUGUGCCCUUUUUUCCCCCCUCCCCACUUCUCUCAUUUUAUCUGUUUUCUGGGUUCUUGGGGAGUUGCAUCAUAUCCAUUGUGAUAUGUUCCAGAGCCUCCAUCAGUGAUUGAGCGAUCGGAAUAGCUUCUCUACAUGGUAUUAAGUUAACAUAUUGCAAUUAACAGCCUAAUUAGGAAUCUGAACAUUCAUCUGAAUCUGAACAGGAAUCUGAGUCCCUUGGGAGAUAGGGCAGUAUAAAAAUGCGAUUAAAUAAAUAAAUAAAUUUGAAUUCUAUUAAUGAAGAAAGCACAUAUUUUGACCAAGGGCGCAACUACUUCUAUGCAUAAUUUAUUCUUAAAUUCUUUGGUUUUACUAUAUUCCUACCUUCUUUAAACUAAUUUCCUUAUUUCAGGCUUCAGGGUGAUGAGGAACCUUUAGAGCUUAAAUAUGCUCCUUCUUUGACAAAGAAUGCAAUGUCUACAAUAUAGUCUCACUCUUAAAGAUGGUUUUUUUUCCCUUCCUUUCUGGAUGCUAUACAUUUCAUUCUUCAUCGCUAAGGUCCCCUUUUCCCUGCUGCCUCACCUCUGCCCAGCAGAUGCCUAUGUUCAGAUCUGGAAAGCCAACUCACACGACACGUCAUGCAUUCGAUUUUGAAAGAAUGCAAUCGGGCCAAUUAGGUGCUCAUGUUGGUCUUGUAGGUGCUUCAGAAAACGGACUGGGCAUCAAUAAGCUUGGCUUUGAAUUGUAAACAGUCUUUCUUCCUAUGAGUUUCCUAAUGAAGGGUUCAUAUUGCUCUUAGUUAGCACCUCCAUGGUUUUAGAGAUCUGUAAUGAUAGCUUAAAAGCAACUAGAGCCUCUAGUUAAUGCUUUUUGACAUAAAAGAGAAGAGACCUGAGUGAUCUUAAGUUGCCUUCACCGGAAGGCAUAUAGACAGCAACUACACAUAACUACACCAUGUCUCAUAUCAAAGCCACAUCUUUGGCCCUAUUGCUUGAAAAGCAUCUUUUGGUAGGACCUGCUGCUUUGAAAGCUUCCUUUCAGGUUUUCCUCCUUCAUCCCUAAUUACUCACUGUAGGAAUUUAAUGCUGCCUAUAAAACCAUCUCAGCCUUCAGGCCUAACAUUUGCCACCAGUGCUUAUCCUAUUGAGUUAUAUGGUUGGAUCUUCAGCUGCCCUUGUUCUCUGCUGUAAAAUAAUCCAUUCUCUGUAGGAAAAGCUCUGGAAUUUCCUUAUCUCUGGUUGAAAUUACUUCUGCUUGUAAAACUUAGCUGAGAUUCUCCUUGAUAGUUUUUUGUUUUGUUUUGUUUUGUUUGAAGGAGGAAUUUUUGUGAAAAAUGGAGAAGAUAGUUUGUGGUUGUUGCUACAUUCUCAUGUGCUUAUUGCCCUGUUUAUACUAAUGCUUCUUGAGCAUUUAACUCUUCCCCUACAUGGGGCUACAUUAAUGCAAAACACGAUCUGUUACAAAAAAUAUAUAUAAUAUUCCGAGAGCUUCUUAAAGGUCCCACUGCAAAGAAAUGGCGAUAGGUACAAUCGUUUGCAUUCCAUUCACUACAUUCUGGGCAGAAGGGGAGAAAUUUGUUAAAUUACUCUUUAUUAGUAUAGCAGCUGUUGAAUUCUUGCCAUUCUUACCACAGAUCUGGACUGGAACUCCCAUGUUGCUCUUCUUUUCCUUGUUGUAUAAAAUCUUUUCCGUCUACCGUGGAUUCUCUUGUUUAAGGAUGGAUCUAAGCCUUCAAUAAAAACUUGGGAGAGAGAAAAAUGCACAAACAAGUUCUUAACUGCAAACAACAAUCUAACAGCAGUAAAAUAUUGCAGGUAAUCUUGAUGCCAUUUGGAAAGAGGGCCUGUCUUUCUUCACAUCUCUAGGAACUGUGGACCUUAAAUACAAGGUGUUGGCCAUGAAUUUGUAGAACAACCAUCCUAUUCCGGUUGGCCAUGUCAUUUGGGAAUUCUGGACGCUUCAAUCAUGACCUCUCUGGAGGUUGUAAGGUUAGAAGUAAUUCUGGAAGAGCAUGAUAUUCUUACUCCCUUUUUACCAUAAGGUAGAAGGAGGUUAACAGUCUUGUAGAUUUAAACAACAUUGGCUCCACUGGAAGACAAAAUGAAAUGCUCAGACCUAUGUCUGGUAAUCUGAUAUUUCAUUGAACCAGUCAUGGCUUUCCUCAGUUUUGAUAUCUUUAUGGUCUGCUACAAGUAAGACCAAGCUUUUGUGUCCAGAAAAUAUACCCCACGAAGUUUUUCUGGAAAAGCAUUCUUUUUUUUUUAAUGUGCCUUGUUACUCGCUUCAGUUUUACAUGAAUUUUAUUUAGAUUAGCCAUGUUAAUACAUCUUUACUGGGUAAUGAGGCGGUGUCUGUUUUGAGAAUUGUUCUCCUUUUCUUUCAAGCUCUGAAAAGCUGAUUUUCUGUUAAUAAAAUAUGUUCCAUGAUCUCCAAAGAUGCUACACAGAGAGAAUUUGAACAUAUUAAGAGCUGCUUGAAAGAUUAAGGUAAUUUCUUGUGCCAGCCUCGUUGGAUUGUUUUAAUGAUCCAGGUUUUCACUCUUAAUUUCAUCAAAACAGAUUUCAAACAUUUUUUAAGAGGAAAAGAGAACUUCAGGUUCAGAAUUAUGCAGUUAUAAUUGACAUGUCAAUGUAAAACACCUUUCUUUUUUAAUUAUUUGUUACAAUGACUACUUUUGGCCCUUGUUUUAUGUAGGAAUGCCAAGUACUUAUCUGAGAACUCCCAAAGACUUGCAAUAGCUAAAGAAACAAAGAGUACAGCAAAAUAGAUAUCAUUUUUUUGUAAUGUGGUGGGGGAGGGUUAAAGAUUGCUGGAAAUAUAUACACAUCCACGUUCAUCAGUAGUAUUAAACAUCUGUUUAUCAAUUCUAAUAUUCUGUCAGGAAAAUUUCUGUAUCUGAACUUAAAAUAAACUUCUAAUCUCAUACAAGUAGAUGAUCGCCAUAGCAUAGAAUCCUGGAGUGACCUUAUCAAAUGGAAAUAGGAUGCAUUUUUGUCACAGUUGUUGGAAUCCGAGAGAUGCUACUUCAGCAAAAGAAGUAAAAGCAGACUCCUGCAUAUCGAAUGCAUUCUCCUCUGGAAAACGUGACAGAGCAGAGAAAUUGGGCAGUGGGAUGGUUGGGGGCUGCCAAAGUUACCAAGACAAACUCUUCUCUUGCCAAACACUCAGUCUUUAUCAGUGCAACCGGUGCUGUUUUUGUAACGAAACGUUUUUUACUUUUUUUCCAUUUAUAAAGGAAGCUGUUACCUUCUGAACAAAAUGGCUGUCUGUCGACAUUUUUUUAAAAACGAGAAUAAAAGCAUUUCCGAACUUUAUAGUGUCAAAGCGUAAAACAUAAGAAUACUGAUUUUUUUUUCCAGUGCGUGUGGUGAGUGCUGUAACCCUGUCAUCAUUGGUAUUCUUAAAUCUUUCAGGGUUGGGUUGUUUUUGUUGUUUUUGUUUUUGUUUUAAUUUUAUUUUUCUGUUUCGUUCUCUGCUUGUCAAUUUACUGUCUGUGUGAUCCUCUGGCUGGGGCAGUUACUGACUGUGUGUCUAUUGUCUGAUUUUAAAUUUAAAAAAAAAAAGGUAGAGUAGAAAUCGAAAAGUUGUACUUUAAAAAUAUAAACACUAAAUGUAUUUGUCCAAAGGAAUUCAAAUAUGAAUAGGCAAAGUUGUGAACUCCUCCUUUUACAGUUAUCUUAGGCAGUUCCCAAUCUUGUUCAUUUUAAGCAUGGCUGGUUGGGGAAUUUCUGGAAGUUGAAAGUCCUUAAAGUUGGCAAGAUUGGGAAACUCUGGUCUAAGGAAAUGGAUGAUUUAGGUUCAAGUUACUUUUAGUUGCCUUGGUCAGACUUGAGGAAGACCGGACCAGUGUGGCCUCACUGUAUCACUACGGAGUCCUUUUACAAGAGAAAAAUAAAUUAGUCCUGCAGUUGUGUUGUUGUUUUUUCAAGUUUCCUAGUUUUUUUAGUUGUGCAAAUUUAAAUUGAAGGGAUGCAUGGAAGCUGGCAUUCAUAACUUUGAUUUUUUUUUUUACACAUAAAUUAUAUUUCCAAUGCCUCUGCCAAGAGUUCCAUUGUUUCUUUGAAAAUAUAAUCUUAAAGGGCUUGUCAUUGUGGUAGAAGAUUUCUACUACUGCUCCAGGGUUUGGCUAACAUAAAUAUGCAUAGCGUAAUUAGAUUUAUUAUUGCUGCUAAAUCGUAUCUUACAAAACAUGAAUGUACUUUCAAACGUUUAAACCUGGUUAGUUUGGGGAAUAUCUAUCAACCUUUUCCAUUUGAAAUAACCAGUGUUUCAGCAGAGAUGUAUCUGAUUUACUAUCAAGUGUUCCUGCCAGAAUAAGAACGCUGAAUUUAUUACAGAUGGUUUGUAAUUUCACCCAUGGGACAUUCUUAUUAAUGCUGCAUCUUAAAAGAUUUGAGCCAAGUUUAAUACAUAAUUGCCUUUACUUUUUCCCCAUCUGUUUUUGGCUUAGAUGAAGUAAUGUAUCUUUCAAGCAUUCAACAAAUAAACUAGAAUUUGUCAAGAGCAUCUCCUUAAAUACAAACAGCUCAUAAGCUUGACUUACCUGCAUCAGUCACAUUACAUAUCAUUUUAAGGAUAUGAUCACAUUGGUUCAAGUGAAUGAGAUGCUCUAUAACCUGAAAUACAUGCUGUUAAUUCAUCCCAGCCAAAACAGUUGGUUAUUUUCAUCAGACUUAGUUCAUAAUGAACUUAGAACACUAAGUUCUGUUUUAUCAAAUUAAUCACGAAGACAGCAUAGUAGACUGUCAUAGGGGUGAAAAAUAGUGGGAUGGCUCCCCGUGUUUAUAUUCUGCAUGUGGGCAUAAUAAAGAGGGGAUUUUUUUUUUUAAUCUACUUGGAAAGUGAUGUGUUGCACUUUAAUAGAGGAGGAGACAACUUUUGCAUAUAUAGUCUGACAUAUGUUGAGUUCCUUUUGGAAGGACUAGCAGUGGGAGAUAAUAGAUGUCUGUAAUACAAGUGGAUAUGCUGCCUUCAACAUAUAUGUGUUUAAUUGAUGGAGUCAUGUUACUGACAAGAUAAUGAAUUGCAAAGAAAUUGUGUUAUAUAUUCAACUUUGCCUUGAUAAUAUAAACAUUUUUGUUCA
Messenger RNA from Ahaetulla prasina, 9530 nucleotides. It is a transcript of the gene ERC1, whose product is annotated as ELKS/RAB6-interacting/CAST family member 1. Gene Ontology annotation, cellular component: cytoskeleton of presynaptic active zone. The record is from RefSeq and is a predicted model, not a curated record. Gene Ontology annotation, biological process: neuromuscular synaptic transmission; regulation of synaptic plasticity; maintenance of presynaptic active zone structure. The transcript has 20 exons. Gene Ontology annotation, molecular function: structural constituent of presynaptic active zone. Lineage: Eukaryota; Metazoa; Chordata; Lepidosauria; Squamata; Colubridae. The coding region runs from base 446 to 3817 and encodes 1123 amino acids.